Sphaeramia orbicularis (orbiculate cardinalfish) is the source of this 2727-nucleotide messenger RNA. Its product is annotated as obg-like ATPase 1. The record is from RefSeq and is a predicted model, not a curated record. Gene Ontology annotation, molecular function: ATP binding; GTP binding; ATP hydrolysis activity. Gene Ontology annotation, cellular component: cytoplasm. Lineage: Eukaryota; Metazoa; Chordata; Actinopteri; Kurtiformes; Apogonidae. The transcript has 11 exons. Bases 124 to 1311 code for a protein of 395 amino acids.
UGCCAACCACCGUAAAACAAGAAGAAGAAGAAGAAGAACUUUCCUUUCCAGUGGAGCGACCGGUGUGAGGAGACAGCACGGGAGAGAUACCACGUUGGCCAAAGGCUAAAAACACACUCAAAGAUGCCCCCCAAAAAGGCAGAAGCUCCGAAACAGCCUCCAUUAAUUGGACGUUUUGGAACCUCUCUGAAAAUUGGAAUUGUGGGAUUACCUAAUGUGGGGAAAUCCACGUUUUUCAACGUACUGACCAAAAGCCAAGCCGCUGCUGAGAACUUUCCAUUCUGCACCAUUGACCCAAACGAGAGCAGGGUACCUGUUCCUGAUGAACGCUUUGAUUUCCUUUGCCAGUACCACAAACCGGCCAGUAAGGUUCCAGCGUUCUUAAACGUUGUUGACAUCGCGGGUCUGGUGAAGGGGGCUCACUCGGGACAGGGUCUGGGAAAUGCUUUCCUGUCCCACAUCAGUGCCUGCGACGGCAUCUUCCACAUGACGCGUGCAUUUGAUGAUGAAGAUAUUAUUCAUGUGGAGGGCAAUGUUGACCCUGUAAGAGACAUUGAGAUCAUCCAUGAGGAGCUGAGGUUGAAGGACGAAGAAAUGAUCGCCCCAAUCAUCGACAAGCUGGAGAAAACUGCAGUCAGAGGAGGGGACAAAAAACUCAAACCUGAAUAUGAUAUCAUGCUGAAGAUAAAGAACUGGGUAGUGGAAGAGAAAAAACACAUCAGGUUUUACCACGAUUGGAAUGACAAAGAGAUUGAUGUGCUGAAUAAAUACUUGUUUCUGACUUCCAAGCCCAUGAUCUACUUGGUGAAUCUCUCAGAGAAGGAUUACAUCAGGAAAAAGAACAAGUGGUUAGCUAAAAUAAAGGAGUGGGUGGAUGCCCACGACCCUGGGGCUCUGGUCAUUCCACUGAGCGGAGCUGUGGAGUCCAAACUGUUUGACAUGGAGGAGGAGGACAGGAAUAAAUACUGUGAGGAGCAGAAAACACAGAGUGUGCUGACCAAAAUUAUAAAGACUGGCUAUGCAGCACUACAGCUGGAGUACUUUUUCACAGCGGGACCAGAUGAGGUGCGAGCGUGGACCAUCAGGAAAGGAACCAAGGCUCCUCAAGCUGCAGGAAAAAUCCACACUGACUUUGAGAAAGGCUUCAUCAUGGCCGAGGUGAUGAAGUACAGUGACUUCCAAGAGGAGGGCAGUGAAAGUGCAGUCAAGGCUGCCGGGAAAUACAGACAACAGGGCAGGAACUACACCGUGGAGGAUGGGGACAUUAUCUUUUUCAAAUUCAACACACCCAACGCACCCAAAAAGAAAUAAUUAGAGCACCCCAUCACCAGAGGGCGAGCUCAGAAUACAGUUCAGUCAAGCCAAGCGCUACACUGUCUGCUGCUUUUCAUUUUUACCUUUUUAAUUCAGUGGAAAAAGACACUGUCUGGGCGAAGAACCUGGACUCCAGAUCUGGAACAGACCUAAUCGAGGGCUCUAUACACACCCAAGCAUACAUUCCUAUUUGUAACAACAAAAUCAGCACAGUAUAUUUUAUUGUAUGUUGAUCUUGAUUUUUUUUUUUUUUUUUUUAAUUUACUGGAAUAACGUAAUUAGUGUAGAAAUGGGCACAAUUUUACCGUUAGUGUUAGCACUGCUGAUUUGUCAUUCCCAUGAGAUAUCAGCUUGCUUUCCAUAUCAGUAUCAAACAAUGAGUUCAGUUUCUUUUUUUUUUAUUUCUUUUUUUUUUUUUUUUUAGAAAAAUAAAAAUUGGCUGAAUUUAUUUAUGCUUUCUGCUUAAUCACACAUUCUUAAUUUAAAGCUGCAGUAUGCAACUUAAAUUGAUUUAUAUUAUUUUUGAUAAACCUAAACAUAAGUUGUUUUGGAGAGUUGCUGCCAGGAGCUUCUGUAAAUUUCAACAUAAGCUACCGUUCUGCUUUACUAAUAUUUUAGUAGCAUUGUUACAUUACAUGAAUGUAACAGCAGGAACUGUUUUUACUCACGUCUCAGAAACAAGCAGGAUUUUUUUCCUCUGAAGUGUAGUAAAAAUGUGAUAUUAAAUGAGAAACAUGUUAAUAUAAAAAUCUUUUGUUCUCUCUUGAAGCUUUGUAGCAGGGAGCAGAAUGUACAGAUCUAGAGCCUAAUUCUGGCACUUGUUUAUCAGAUGUUGCAUAUUGGAGCUUUAAUUAAGAUAGCCAAAAUGACUAGAUAUUUACCAAAAGUGCUUGAGUGUGCACUGUAAAGGAAAAGUGAAAGCCAUCAGUCAGUGUUUCACAGUCCAGGACCACACUGUGUUCUGAGGUGUAGGGACAUUAUUAUUUCAUAAGGUGCAAAGCAGGCAUCAUUGACAGUGCCUGCAGACAUGUGAAUGGAGAAUGUUGCCAAUGUACACAUUGCUUUUACUGACUUAUUUUUGGGUGGGGAAAAAAAAAUUACAAAAUUCCUCCUUCUGGACUCAACUUUGCUUAACACCAUGUUUCAUUGUAAUUGGGAUCACUGCUUAUGUGGGCAGGACUGUACAACUUCAAAAUGAAGUUACCAUUCAUCACUGCCUCUACAGCAUUUUUUUUUUUCUUCCAGAAUAGUUUUCUAUCCCCUUCAAUGCAUAAUUUGCUGAAUCCUUCUGUCUUUGUAAUCCAGAAAUAAACAUCUGAGAAACGGGGUAUGUGAUGCUACUGGAAGGAGAAAUAGAUCUAAUACACAUCACUCUCGACAGUAUGCAUGUGUCAAUAAAAAGAAACAACUGUC